AUGAUUCUUCAAUCCCCCAUUGACGUGGAAAUAGGCAUCGCGAACUUCUGGAAACAGUGGCAAGAAGAGGCCGAGCCAUGUAUCUUUCCUACUCUUGUUCAGACAGAGCUGGCAGAGGCGAGCCAUGCUGAGCUCUCAAUCGAACUUGGCAAAUCGGAACAGUCUCUCCAUGGUCUCGUGACAAGUGGUCUGCACAGCAGGGUUGAGGUCUCUCUGGUCACAGCCUGGGCUAUCGUCCUGAAGGCAUAUACCAGUAAUGCUUCUAUAUCGCUCGGCCUGACCAACGCACUCACGGGACCAUUCCCUUCCGCCCGACUGUGUUCCUUAUCAAUCGACCGUGACGACAAAGUGUCGUCUCUUUCCCGAAUGGUCCAGACCGAGCUGUUCGGGAGCGAUCGGUAUCAAACCAAUGAGAUCACUUCUGUACCUUUGUUUUGGACCGCUGAUGGCAGGCCUUUUUGCAACACGGCACUUAGCCUGGGGCUUCGGUCCGCCCCACUACACGACGCAAUCGACAUCGCCGUCGACUUCGAAAUCACUCCACAGCAAGUGACGGCAAGGCUUUCUUACUCCAGGCAAUGUCUUGACGAAAGUCAGGCUGCAGACCUUGCAGCGACAUUCUCGGAGGUGCUCAACUCGUCACUGGAGAAUCCAAAUACCACCUAUUCGGAACUUAGCCUCGUCCAUCAGAGUAGCCUUACAAGACUCUUCACAUGGAACCAGUCUGUGCCGGCAUCCAUUGAUAAGUGUGUGGGUGACUUGUUCUACGAGCAGUCCCAGGAGCGGCCCGGAAACAUUGCCGUACACUCUUCAGAUGCCCAGCUCAGCUAUACAGAGCUCGAAGUAGCGACAAACAAGCUUGCGCAUGCUCUACAGGCCCGUGGAGUCGGUCCAGAGACCAUCGUCCUUCUCUGUUUCCCCAAGUCAGCAUGGGCUGUUGUGGCGAUGAUCGCCGUCAUAAGAGCAGGUGGCACAAUGCUGUUUUUCGAUGCUUCACAUCCAACAGCCAGACUCCAGGAGAUCCAAGCUCAAGUGCAAUCGAAGAUCAUGCUCACCUGCUCGCAAUAUGAAGAAAUGUGGGACUGGACAGGAGCAGAGGUAUUGAUUGUUGAUCAAAGCUCUGUGGACGCUCUGCCGUCGCCGACAACCACUGUCACCACAUCAGUUACUCCAUCCAACAUGCUUUACAUCAUCUUCACCUCAGGCUCGACCGGCAGACCAAAAGGCUGUAUUAUCGAGCAUCGACAGUUUCUAACAGGAUCUUUCGCACAACGGAAGGCAAGUGGCAUGCAGCAUACUGAUCGAGUGCUGCAGCUGGCUUCAUUCACAUUCGACGUGAGCAUCUUGGAGAUCAUUACAUCACUCAUCACCGGUGCCUGCGUUUGUAUACCGGGCGAUGCCUCUAGAGCCAAAGGGCCAGCUAGUUGCAUAGAGGAGUUUGGUGUCACGUGGGCCUUCCUUACGCCGUCUCUGGUGAAGCUUAUGACACCAGAAAUGGUCCCGAGUCUCCGCUUCCUUGUGCUUGGCGGUGAACCAUUAGGGCGGACAGAUGUUGAGACCUGGGCUCCUCAACUACAGUUGGCCAAUGGAUAUGGCCCCACUGAGUGCUCAAUCGCCGCUACAGCCUAUCCAAAGCUCUCUUCCACCACGGAUCCUGCAAACAUCGGAUUUCCACUUGGUGCUUUGUGCUGGAUUGUGGACCCAGAGGAUCAUCGUCGCUUAGUACCUCCCGGAGCGCCCGGAGAACUAUUGGUUCAUGGACCCAUUGUGGCUCGUGGCUACUUCCAGGACCCCGUCAAAACGGCCGAUGCUUUUGUUGACGACUUCCCGUGGCUGCCACCUCAGCGCUUCGGACAUUCAAGACUUAUGUAUAAGACCGGAGACCUGGCCAGAUACAACAGCGAUGGCACGAUCCAUUUUCUUGGUCGUAAAGACUCUCAAGUCAAGCUACGUGGCCUGCGAAUCGAGCUGGGAGAAAUCGAACAUCAUAUAGCAGUGAAUCCACUUGUUCGCCAAGCUGUUGUGUUGCUGCCUCGACAAGGUCCGUGCAAGAAUCAGCUGACAGUAGUCCUAUGUCUAAAGGAGGGGUUUCAAGAGAUUGAUUCGGAGAAAAUUGAGCUGCUGGAUCCUACCCUCAACUUAUCGCUGUCAAAAUCUCUAGACCAAGUAAUCCAGGAUGCAUCGGACCACUUGCCAGCGUAUAUGCUACCUUCGAUAUGGGUCCUUGCAAAAUCCAUUCCGUUAACCAUCUCUGGAAAACUACAUCGAGUCUAUGUUACCAAAUGGACUACCGGAAUGAGCGAGCCCAUGUACAAUCAGAUCACUGGUGCCGAGGCUGCGAUCCAAGCCUCAAAUCCUGUUGAAGAGACCAUUCAGCGCUUAUGCAGCGAAGUGUUGGACAUGCCUCUUGUCAGGAUCCAUCUCAAUCGCUCAUUCGUCAACAAUGGUGGUGAUUCGAUUUCGGGCAUGCAGCUCCUAGCGAAAUUGCGGGCAGAGAGCAUCAAGGUCUCGGUGAAGGAUAUGAUCGAGAGCAAGACUUUGACCGAGCUGGCACAGAGGGCAAGCAAUGGUGAUUCGCAUGAAGUCCUCACAUUCCAACCCAGCUAUGACCGGGCCGCCUUCGAUACGGAAAUCCUGCCACAGCUCCCUUUUUCACCGGAUCAAAUUCAAAGCAUUUAUUCACUAGGACCAAUGCAAAGGGGCAUACUUCUCAGUCAACAACGUGGCUCGGGAAGCUAUGAGUUCCGUAUCGUCUGCGAAAUAAGCACCACCAACGAGGUAGAUUUGGACCGACUAGCGACAGCUUGGAAGAUGGUCGUUCAUCGUCAUGAUUCACUAAGGACCAUUUUCGUUCCCAGUAUAUCAGAAGACUCGCCAUACGAUCAACUCGUGUUAGAACACGUUGAACCCUACAUCAACGUUAUUCCUUGCAAGGACAAAGUCACGUUGUCUAGAGCUGUUCGAGCACAUAAAAUUGUUGCGUCGGACAAGGAGCCUAGGGUUAAUCUUAUCGUAUAUGAGACAUCGGGUACGAUAUAUUGCAUGGCAGCUAUCGACCAUGCGCUGAUCGAUGGGGUGUCUGUGUUGCUGAUGUUCCGAGAUCUCAGUGCGGCAUAUGCAGAGACUCUUGAUGCCACUCAGCAGAUGCAUUUCUCACAUUAUGUCGGCUAUCUACAACAGCUUGAGAAGAGUCAGAGUCUCGAGUACUGGAAGCAAUACCUCAAUGAUCUAGCCCCAUGCCACUUCCCUCUCCUUAACGACGAGGCGGAUGUAGCUGACGAGCUCCACGAGAUCAGCAACGUUCUGGAGCUUGGGAUGGAGCUGCAGCAGUUCUGUCGCGAUCACAACCUCACGCCUGCGAGCCUUGUUCAAACCGCCUGGGCCCUGACAUUGCGGAGCUAUACUGGGCUAGAUGACGUCUGCUUCGGCUAUCUAUCUGCGGGUCGCGACGCUCCCGUGGCCGAUAUUGAGGACGCCGUUGGGGCUUACAUCAAUAUGCUGGUUUGCAGGUUGAAGCUAGACAGCUCGAGAACCCUGAAGGAUCUCGUUGAUUCGGUUCAAGAGGGUUUUCUCAACUCAAUGUCUCACCAGCAUUGCUCGCUGGCAGAGAUUCAGCACGCCCUCGAAUUGCGUGAGCCGCUCUUCAACACAGUGAUGUCGCUGCAGAGUGCGCUGGGAGAAGUUAUCAGCGCACCCAAUGUUCAAGGCGCUUUGGAGUUCAGGAUCGUGGAUGAGGUCGAUCCGACAGAGUACGAUAUCUCUGUCAAUGUGGCGAUAUCGCGCGAGGCCAUGCACCUCAAUAUCCGUCAUUAUACGUCCAAGAUCAGCAAAGCUGCGGCAGGGCGUGUUUUCGAAACCUUCAAAUACAUGCUCGAGACCAUCGUUAAGAAUCAUGCAGAAACACUAAUCCAAACGAUAAUGAUUAGUGACCACGACCGUGACCAGAUCGUGCUCUGGAAUGCGCGCGAUUGGCAAGACUACCGACUUUGCGUGCAUGAGCAGAUAGCACAUCAGGUGGUAGAAAGACCGGACACUACGGCGAUUGUUGCUUGGGACGGCUCUCUCACGUACCGGGAGCUGGAUCAUUUAAGCACGCUCCUGGCAUCCCAUCUGAGCACUUUGGCUGUGGGGCCUGAGGUACUUGUACCUUUGAGCUUUAAGAAAUCAAUGUGGGUGCCAGUAACACAAUUGGCCGUCCUGAAAGCCGGAGGUGCUUGUGUUGCAUUUGACCCUGCACAUCCGACAAAAAGGCGUGAGGAACUACUCCGUCAGUGCGAUGCCAAAGUUGCGAUAACUUCGCCUAUUCAUGGACACCUGUUUCAAGACCUGGUCGAGAAGGUGGUGAUAGUUGAUGAAGCCCUGUUCAAGACCCUUGCUCACGACAAGUCACGGCCAUCAACAUGGGAAAAGGCAGGCCCCAACAACCCAGCAUUCGUAGUUUUCACCAGUGGCAGUACUGGCAAGCCAAAGGGAAUCGUGCUGGAGCAUCAUGCGUUGGUGACCAGUGCCCACGCUCAUGGACCGACUAUGAAAUACCAACCAGGUAACAGGAUUCUUCAAUUUGCCUCCUACACUUUCGAUGUCAGUAUCGGUGAGACCUUCUCGGGACUGAUGCUUGGUGCCACUCUCUGCAUUCCUAAUGACGAAGAGCGUAUGGACGAUCUUGCAGGAGUCAUCAACCGCAUGGAUGUGAACGUGGCCUACCUGACGCCAUCAGUCGCAAGUGUUCUACACCCAGAUGAUGUUCCUGGUCUUGAGGUCCUGGCGCUUGGUGGAGAAGCUGUCAGGGCUGAGAACAUAGCACGGUGGGCUGAUAGGGUAUAUCUGGUCAACAUCUACGGUCCAGCAGAAUGUUCAGUCUGGUCCACUGGACUCUAUCCUGUCCCACCAAAGAUGUCCCCCGCGAACAUAGGCUUCGGUCUCGGCGCACGUAUGUGGAUCACGCAGGUCGGCAGGCCAGAUCAGCUCUGUGCAAUCGGUUGUGUUGGAGAGUUGCUGAUCGAAGGACCCAUUGUCGCUCGCGGCUACCUCAACGACAUCGAGAAGACUACAGCGGCUUUCAUCUCCAGUCCAAAGUGGAUCAAACAGUGCGGCUACGACUCGAGCAACACCAUUUAUCGCACGGGCGAUCUAGCCAGGUACAAUACAGACGGAUCUAUCUUCUUCAUUGGUCGACGAGAUUUCCAGAUCAAACUACAUGGCCAACGCAUCGAGAUGGGUGAGAUCGAACACAACAUGCUCAGCCAUGAUAGUGUUGCGAACGCUGUCGUCAUCUACCCAAAGGCUGGGGCGGUCAGCCAGAGACUCGUGGCCGUUGUAGCUCUUGGAGAGCACGCACCAACGGAAGGAGACAACAACAUCAAGGUCAUUGACCCGCAGCACAACCCAGCAGCCGCGCAGCAAGUCAUCUCAGUCCGAGCGCAUCUGUCAGAAAGGGUUCCAGUCUAUAUGAUGCCAGCGAUAUGGAUAGUGGUGCAAACGAUCCCGUUAUCGGUGAACGGCAAAACAGAUCGUUCUGCUGUUUCCCGUUUCAUAGAGGCUCUGGAGCAUGCUCCGGAGCAGAUCGCAGGUUCAACUUCGAGCACAUCGGUUGCUUUGCCUGCGGGGCAAGCUGAACGUACGCUACGAUCUGUGAUAAGCAUUGUUCUUGGCAUCAAUGAAGACAGCAUUUCUAUGGAUCAGACGUUCGUUGCGCUCGGAGGCGAUUCCAUUACGGCUAUGCAGUUGUCAGCACGCUGUCGAUCGAACGCGAUGCUUGUUACUGUAAAGGAGAUCCUUUUGAGCAAGUCCCUACGACAGCUCGCCAAUUCAGCCAAACAACCAGUGCAAGGAAGUUUGUCGAACAGGAAACAAGAUGAUACUGGCGCUUUCACCAUGCUUGCAGAUUCAGAUGUCGAACUUGUUGAUCAGCAAGCCAAAGCAAUGAAGCUGACUGGUCUCCAAGCUAUCGAAGAUGCCUAUCCUGUAAGCCCGAUGCAGCAGGGUAUUCUUGUGGCACAGGCGCAAACCAGUAGUGCUUACAAAUUUCAUGUGGUCUGUAAGGUCAAAACUACCACCAGCGACUUGAAAGCGGUGGUGAGACGCUUGAACCUUGCCUGGCAGAAGGUUGUUAACAGACAUCCCAUACUUCGGACUAUAUUCAUCGAGAGUGGCUCGAAAGACGGACUUUAUGUGCAAAUGGUACUGAAGGAUGCGAUCGCCAGAACAAUGUUUGUCGAGACUAUGGAAGAGCUGCUCGGCAUUUCUACAUCAAACCCAAUUGACUACGACGAUAAGCAACCCCCUCACCGUUUCACGUUAUGCGAAACCGAGGGUGUGGUGUUCUUCAACCUUGAGAUCAGCCACACCCUCAUCGAUGGCGCCUCGAUGGCGGUCAUCCUGAAGGACUUGGCCGCUGCUUAUCAGAGCAGCCUCAUACCCGCGCCAUCGUAUCGUGACUAUAUCUCUCUGCUCCAAGAUCAGGCACCCGCAGAGUCGCUUUCACACUGGUCUCAGUAUCUGCAUGGAGUGGAGCCAAGUGUGUUUCCGAGCUUGAUCGACAACGACAGGGCUUCGAGAACUCUAGAAGCAGUUAAGGUAUCACUGCCCAACGCCGUGACGAGGAGCCUUCAGGAAUUUUCCAAGGCCCACGGCGUCACUCUUGCCAAUGUGCUCCAGACAGCCUGGGGCCUUGUCGUUCGGACUUACAGCGGCUCAACAGAUGUUCUGUUUGGCUUCCUGGCAUCAGGACGUGAUGUACCGCUUGAGAGCAUUGAGGAUGCCGUCGGACCCUUUAUCAAUAUGCUCGUGUGCCGCGUGAACGCGUCAAAAGAUGUCUCUGUUCUCGAAGCAGUCAAGAAGACGCAAAGCGACUACCUUGAUUCACUGCCACAUCAGCACACUUCUCUCAGCGAGAUUCAGCAUAGUCUGGGUCUCAGGUCAACACGCCUCUUCAACACUAUCCUCUCACUUCAGCGGCCAAUGGCCGAAGCUAUCGAUGCUGGUAGCGAGAUUGACAUCGAGUACCUGCAGGGUAGCGAUCCGACAGAAUACGACCUCAGCGUGAAUAUCACCGCUAGUGAUUCGGUCAUUGAUGUGUCCAUCAGCUACUGGUCGACUUUCCUGUCGGGCGAGCGUGCCGCUCAAGUUGCAUCAACCUUUGCCAAAUGUCUGAGCGAAAUGCUAGCCUACCCAGAUGCCUCUUUCGGCGAACUCAACUUCCUUGACCAAGAUCAAAUGCAGCAAAUCUUCUCUUGGAACAACGACGGCAAUACUCCUGUGCCUGUUGACGGGCUCAUCCAUGCAAACGUUCUUCGACAUGCCGCUGAGAGACCAGAAGCUAUUGCAAUAUCGGCAUGGGACGGAACACUCACAUUCUCUCAGCUGGAUGACCUAUCAGGGAGACUUGCUCACUACUUGAGAAGCUUAGGCGUGAGACCGGAAAAUAUUGUGCCGUUGUGCUUCGACAAAUCCAGAUGGACUAUUGUAUCGAUGAUGGCAGUUCUCCGAGCUGGCGCAGCCUACGCCUCCAUGGAUCCAUCGCACCCCGCACAACAUCUGGGCAACAUUGUGAAGCAGACUGAAGCAAAGCUUGUGCUUACGGGAUCGGCAACAUAUGCGGAAAAGCUACAUGAUGUAGUCUCCCAGGUGGAGGUGAUCAACCAAGAUCUCCUCCAUCAGCUUCCAGCGCCCCCUCACGUUCCAUCCGAGACAUCUACACCGGAUAGUGCUGCGUUUAUAUGCUUCACAUCCGGCUCAACUGGAAAGCCGAAAGCCAUUUGUCUGACGCACCGCUCUUUUACCUCGAUGGUGGCCAGCAACACGAGCAUGGGAAUUGGACCACAGUCCCGUGUGUUCCAGUUUGCCGCCUAUACCUUCGAUACUUCCAAUUCGGAGAUAUUCACAACGUUGACAUCUGGCGGCUGCGUGUGUGUACCGUCGGAAAGCGAACGACUAAAUGAUCCAGCCGAUGUGAUGAACAGGUUGGAGGUCGACUGGACCUUCCUAACGCCUUCGAUGGCCAGCAUGCUGACUCCUGCUGAUAUACCACUCUUACGGACACUUGCAUUGGGUGGCGAGCAGGUCCGGGACGACAUAGUAGACCUCUGGAAAGAAGAUGUUCGCGUGCUCAAUUCUUAUGGUCCUGCGGAAUGUACGAUAUGGACCUCGAUGGCAGAGCUAGGGCAUGGGAACUCUCCGGCAACUAUCAGCAGUGGUAACGGCGGCAAUGGUUCCUUGCUGUGGAUAGCCGACAUUGCGGACGUCGACAAGCUCGCACCCAUCGGGGUCGUCGGCGAACUUCUCAUUGAGGGACCCAUUCUUGCACGAGGCUACCUCGAUUCGGAGAAAACACGUCAAGCCUUUAUUCCCGCUCCUCGAUGGCGUGGGUCGUCUUCUCAGCCUAUACGUCUGUAUCGUUCCGGUGACCUUGCCCGAUACCACAGCGAUGGCACGUUGAUCUAUAUGGGUCGAUCUGAUGGUCAAGUCAAGCUCAAUGGGCAACGUAUCGAAAUGGGUGAGAUUGAGAAACACAUUGCCGCGUCGAAUCUGGUCCGAUACGCAGUGGUGCUUUUGCCGAAGCACGGCAUCUGCAAGCGCAAACUGGUAGCAGUCGUUGCCCCUGCUGAACAUGUGGAGAAGACCAUAGAGUCCAGAGAGCUCAGCACGAUCCAAGAAAAAGAGCGCAAAGAAACUGCAGCCUCUCAGGUUGCGCUGGUGAAAGAGCAGCUUUCUGGUGUGGUGCCGGGCUAUAUGGUGCCAAGUGUUUGGCUCAUCGCACAGUCCGUCCCCCUAACCGCCUCGAAGAAAGUCGACCGAGUUCGGAUUGCCCGAUGGGUUGAUGAACUCAGCAACGAGACCUACAACAAGGCUCUCGAUGUCGAGGAGGAGCAACAGGAUGACUCCAACGUUACAGACGGGGAGAAGCGCCUCCAGCAGGUCAUCGCCACUGUGCUGAACGUUCCCACCAACCAGAUCCACCUCAACAAAUCCUUCCUGAACCUUGGAGGAGAUUCUAUUCUGGCCAUGCAACUCGUCGUUCAAGCUCGCAAAGAAGGGAUGAAGCUCACAGUCAAAGAUGUGAUGCGCAGCAAAACAUUAUCUUCGCUAUCUUUGACUGCACAGGCUGUCGAAUCCGGCGGACUGGUGCAGAACGAAAUUUACAAUGUACCGUUCGAGCUCUCCCCGAUACAGUCAAUGUACUUUGAAGACCUCACAAAAGGCUCAACCGACCCUACUGCCAACCAGUUCAACCAAAGCUUUCUGCUCGAAGUCUCACAAAAACAGAAAGUCGAUCAGGUUUCGGAAUCGCUCCAGCAAAUUGUUGACAACCAUGCCAUGCUGCGGGCACGCUACAUACAGGGCGUUAACGGUGUUUGGCAGCAGCUUGUGCUGCCUAGAACAGCUGGUACCUACCGCUUCGAAACUCAUAAUGUGGAUUCUCGUGAGCAAGCAUUGUCCAUCGCAGAACAGUCACAGCAGCGCCUGCACAUCGAGAACGGACCUGUCUUUUCUGCAAGCCUCUUCAACCUACCAGAUGGCUCACAACUACUCUUCAUGGUCGCUCACCACCUUGUGAUAGAUCUGGUUUCCUGGCGAAUAAUCAUCAGACAGCUCGAGGAGCUCCUGACACUGGGCGGCAUGUUGCCUACUGCAAAACCAUUCCCGUUUCAUUCCUGGGUCCAAGCACAGGCGGACUACUCCAGACGUCACCUUCAACCCGAGAAAUCUUUGCUGCACAUCGUUCCGACAGCGGAUUAUAGCUACUGGGGUAUGGAUAACGUACCAAACGUCAGAGGCACGACGACCGAGUCUUCUUUUACGCUGGAGGCUGCGGAGACAGACUUGCUACUACGCGGAUGUCACACGGCACUGAAGACUGAGCCACUGGAUAUCUUCUUGUCUGCAGCGUUCCAGUCCUUUGCUAAGACGUUCGCAAGGUCUCCACCAGCCAUAUUCACCGAGGGACAUGGUCGCGAGCCAUGGGACAACAGCAUAGACAUCACGGAGACUGUGGGUUGGUUCACAACGUUAUUCCCACUCCACGCCGCUUCAGACGUCAAUGAUUCUGCACUCGAUACUGUGAAAACGGUCAAGGACCAGCGUAGAUUUUUACCUCAGAAUGGCUGGGCAUACUUCAACUCAGCUUCGUCGAACGAUGCUGGAAAGGAGGCGUUUGCGGCUCAUCGGCCGAUCGAGAUUCUCUUCAACUACCUGGGUAUUUAUCAAGGACAAGGCCAGUCGUCAAGCCUCCUGCAAGCGGUUCCGUUCAAUAAGGGCGACGUUGGGCCCGGCGUGAGCCGCUUCGCACUCAUCGAAAUCAAUGCUUAUGUAUUGGACGGCAAGGCGCACUUUUCAAUCACACACAGCACAAAGAUGCAACGCCAGGAGCUCAUUGGGCAGUGGGUAGCAGCAUACCGCCAAUGUCUCAUGGACAUAGGUCAGCAGCUGCAGACAGCUGAGCGUACCUUGACCAGCGGAGACUACCCCAACCUAAUCACGAGCAAUGUUGCCCUUCAGCGAUUCCAAGAGGAGGCUUUACCGAGCAUCACGUCGAUCGACAACGUUGAAGAUAUCUUUGCUGUCUCUCCAAUGCAGGAGGGUAUUCUACUCAGCCAAAACCGUAUGCAGGGCGCGUACCAAAUCGAGACCGUUGUCGAGAUCUCCUCUUUGGCCAAGAAGACUAUCGAUGUGGAGCGUUUCGCCAGUGCCUGGCAGCAGGUCGUGCAUCGACAUGCUACCCUGAGAACUGUCUUCAUACAGAAGCUUUCGGACAGGCCCUACGAUCAACUUGUCGUCAAAGCACAUGCUGCAAAAGUGUCUGUGGUACACUCUCAAGAUGAGGAUGCGUUAGCCUACAUUCAAUCUACUGAUAACCUUGUCUACAACUCUACAGAGGCACCCCACCGUCUCGAGCUCGUCCAGGCACCUUCAGGGCGCACGUACGCGAAGCUGGAAAUUAGCCAUGCCUUGGUGGAUGGUACUUCUAUGUCUGUCUUGAUAGGAGAAUGGGUGGAAGCGUACAACAACAGCUUGUCUGCGCUACCAGGGCCGCUCUACAGCGACUAUAUCGCCUACAUUCAAUCUCAACCACGACAUGCCGCACUUGACUACUGGAAGCAUAACCUGGCUGAUGUGCGUACUUGCCAUUUCCCAGUGUUGACGGACAAUCAAAUCGAGCCUGAGCGGCUACUUCACGAAGUUGAGGUCCGUGUUCCCAACGCAGCUUUGCUCCGCGACUUUUGUCAGCAGAACAACAUUACCCUGGCUAGUAUUUUCAGGUUGGCUUGGGCAAAGGUUCUGCGGGCCUUUACUGGUGACGAUCAAGUGUGUUUCGGCUACCUUGCGUCUGGUCGAGAAAUCCCGGUCCCUGGCAUCGAGAGUGCUGUCGGAGCCUUCAUCAACAUGUUGGUCUGCUCCAUCAACUUCGACGCCAUUGGCCAGCAAAAGGUUGUCAAUAGCCUGGAGUCGCUACAGGAUGAAUACCUGAGAUCACUGCCAUUCCAGCACAUCAGCCUUGCGCAGAUUCAGCAUGAGUUGGGCAUGUCCGGGCAGACACUAUUCAAUUCUGUUCUCAGCUUCCAAAGACGAUCGCACGGCGACUUCAAAGUAGGUGAUAUCAUGCUACGAUACUUGGAUGGUGUCGAUCCCACCGAAUAUGACAUAUCCGUUAGCAUCUCCGACAGCCAAGAUGGUGUCUUCGUCAACAUGAGUUACUAUACGUCCAGACUAUCAGACGGCCAAGCCGCCAACGUUGCGAGUGCGCUGUCAAACGUGUUGUCUGCGAUACUCCAAUCGUCUAACACCACGGUUGGAGCUCUUGGAUUGAGCGGUAAUCGAGACGCUUCGCAGAUUGAGCUCUGGAAUGCUGAACCGUUUGCACCUAUCAACAAGUGCGUACAUGAGAUGUUUCAACAGAGCGCUCGCCUGACGCCUGACGCCAUUGCCAUCGACUCUUUCGAUGGUACGAUGACAUAUGAGGAGGUAGAGACGAAGUCGACUCAGCUCGCACAAGCCUUGAUCAAGCGAGGAGUCCAGAUGGACUCGCUCAUACCAAUUGCUUUUGAGAAAAGCGCGUGGGCCAUUAUCGCUAUGCUUGGUAUCAUGAAGGCCGGUGCGGGCUAUGUGCCGCUGGACCCUGCCCACCCUGAUGACAGGCUGAGGACCAUUGUUGGUCAAACCGAAGCAGUCCUUGUAAUUGUCUCUGAGAGCACAGCUCAACGUAUGGAGGGUCUCUUUGGCGAGGUUCUCAGAGUUUCACCGACAUCGUCCCUAUGGUCGAGCUCGGUCAGCACCGAUCUCAAGACAGGCGUGACACCGGCCGACGUGGCUUAUGUCCUGUUUACUUCGGGCUCCACUGGCGUGCCAAAGGGCGUCGUUCUGUCUCAUGUCGCCGUAAGCAGCAGCACGUUCCACCAUGGAGCCGAAAUCGGUUGUAGUGCAGCCACCCGCAUGUAUCAGUUCGCCGCCUACACUUUCGACGCCUGCAUUCUGGAGAUCUUUACGACUCUGGCCUACGGAGGUUGCAUCUGCGUUCCUUCAGACGCAGAGAGGAUGAGUGACAUUGCUGGCUUCAUUACUCGAAAGCAGGUCAACACAUCGUUUAUGACGCCCUCACUGGUCCGCAUUCUGUCUCCAGAGCAGAUACCGACAAUGAAGACACUGAUACUUGGCGGCGAGGCUCUUGGCCAAGACAAUAUUGGGACUUGGGCCCCGCAACUGAAGCUCAUGAAUGGAUAUGGUCCAACUGAGACCUGUGUCUUUGCUGUCAUGAAGACUUUCAAGAGUCCACAAGACCGUAACGACAUUCUCGGAAAAGGUGUGGGAUCCCAGACCUGGAUCGUCAGUCUCGAUGACCCAUCUCAGCUUGCUGCUGUCGGAACCAUUGGCAUGUUGUGCCUUUCGGGCCCAGCCCUGGCUCGUGGAUAUCUCAACGACAAAACCAAAACCGACAGUGUCUUCAUUGACGAUGCUCCAUUCCUUCCCCGCGUCGAAGGUAUGCCUAGGAGAGCUUACAACACCGGCGAUCUAGCACGUUACAAUUCUGACGGCAGUAUUACCUACCUUGGUAGACGGGAUCAGCAGGUCAAACUCAGGGGUCAGAGGAUAGAACUGGCUGAGAUCGAGCAUCACACCAAAGCCAGCUUUCCACGGGCUUCGCAAGUUGGCAUUGAGGUCGUAUUGCCUCUCGGUCAGAAAGAAAGGACAACGUUAGCGGCUUUCUUGUGUUUACCUGACCGAGAGCACAGGAGCACCAUUCUACUGAAGCCAGAUGAUGGUCUUCGCUCGGAUCUUUUCAAGCUUCAAAAGUCACUGGAGUCCCUGCUACCACCCUAUGAAGUACCGACUCUAUACAUACCCGUUAGGAGAAUGCUUACCACGACAGCCGGAAAGCUUGAUCGGAAGGCUCUCCGGGACGCCAUUGCAGCUUUGUCCGAGGAAGAGCUGGACAAUUUCUCGCUCGCGGAAGCAUCGAAAAAGCCACUUUCCACGGACAGCGAGAGGGCCACCGCUGAUAUGUGGUCUGCGGUGCUUAGGAUUCCUGUCUCGAAAAUCGGCGCUGACGACAACUUCUUCCGCCUCGGUGGCGACUCGAUCACAGCAAUGAGACUAGCAGCCAUGGCGGGAGCAGAGUUUACUCUGACGGUCGCGGACAUCUUCCAGCAUCCAGUACUUACCGAUAUGGCUGCUCUGGCUAAGCAAGACUACUCCGAGACGAACGGUACUGCAGAAAUCAGGCCGUUCGAUCUAUUGGAGUCGCCGUGUACGACAGAUAUGUUGAGAUCUUUUGCCACCAAAUGCGAUGUCUCAGUAGAACAGGUAGAGGAUGCUUACCCAUGCAGUCCUCUGCAGGAAGGAAUGAUGGUGCUGUCGAUUCUCAAUCCCGGUGCUUACAUGGUGCAGAAGGUGUUCGAAUUGCCAUCAACCAUGGAUAUCGCUCGCUUCCGCAAGGCUUGGGAGCUAGCAAUCGCCAACAACGCUAUCCUGAGGACUACUAUUAUCCAGACCGAGUCCGGCCGCUCGCUGCAGGUCGUGCUUUCGAAUGCUUUCCAGUGGAGAACCGCAUCUACGCUUCAAGAAUAUCUCCUCCAGGAUCAGCAGGAUGAGGCAGCAUGUGGGAAGCCACUCUCACGUUACGCGAUUACCAAAGAUGGAUACUUCGUUUGGACUGCUCACCACUCGAUGUACGACGGUUGGACUGUACCUCUCAUCCUUGAGCAAGUCCAUGGAUUCUACACUGCAGGUCAGGCUCCAGCCACUCCAAGCUUCAAUACCUUUGUGAAGUAUCUUUCGAAGACGAGUUACCAUGACGGCCAAGCCUACUGGAACAAGUACCUUUCGGGUGGCAAGCCUGUCUCGUUUCCAGAACAGCCGUCCGCAUCUCACGUCCUUAGAGUCGACCACGAUUCCCAUCACAGCAUGUCCAUCUCGCGUAGACCAGGAUCCAGCAUUCCCAUGGCGACGAUUCUGCGAGCUGCCUGGGCAUACACUUUGGCACAGUACUCAGAUGCGGAAGAUGUUGUGUUCGGUAUGACCUUAUCAGGACGAAAUUGUCCAGUCCAUGACAUAGCCAAGAUUUUGGGCCCUACAAUCACAACGGUGCCGAUCAGAGUGGCUGUUCCAACAGAGGGAACAGUCGCUGAAUUCCUGAGCACAGUCCAAGAGGACUCCAACAAGAUGAUUCCAUUUGAGCAUUUUGGCCUUCAAAACAUUGGGAAGAUCAGCCAUGAAGCCAGCAGAGCCGUUCAGUUCCAGAACAUCUUCGUAGUUCAGCCUAUGGCACAGUUCGAUGUCCAUCACAAUGAACUUCUCGGAGCGGAGGAAGUGUCGACACCUCUAAAGAACUUCGAUACCUACCCUCUGGUCAUGGAGUGCAGCCUGAGCGACUCUGAAGUUCAUUUUGAGGCGCGCUUCGAUGCAAACGUGAUUGCUCAGGAUCGCAUGGACCGUAUCAUCCGGCACUUCGAGCAUGUGAUCAAGUCGUUCAAUUCUGCCACCCAAACGACAAGAAUGCAGGAUAUCUCAAUGUUCACGGAAGACGACAUGACUCAGAUCCUCGAAUGGAAUAAGACGUACCCCGACGUGCUGGAGACUACGGUACCAGAGGUCUUCGCCGAACAGGUAAAGCUUCGACCGGAUGCUCUCGCUGUGGACGCUUGGGAUGGCCAGCUGACAUAUGCUGAACUUGAUCGUCUCUCGAGUGUGUUUGCCGCACAGCUCGUCAAGCAAGGAGUUGGUGCCGAAGUCCUUGUGCCACUCUGCUUCGAGAAAUCGAGAUGGGCGAUCGUCACACAGAUGUCCGUAAUCAAAGCUGGCGGCGGAGUGGUCAAUCUCGAUUCUGCGCACCCUCUUGGCCGUUUGGAGCUCAUCAUUGAAGAUGCCAAAGCUAAAGUCAUCCUUGUCGCACCGCAGUUCUAUGACAAGUUCAAGGGGGUUGUGGGUCUGAAGGUCAUCAGUAUCGACGAGCAAUACUUCCGCAACCUUUCUGAGCCUAGCAAGCCUAAGCUUCCUCCGAUCAGUCCGUCGAGUGUGGCGUACGUCCUCUUUACCAGCGGGUCAACCGGCCGGCCCAAAGGCAUUGUCAUCGAGCACCGUAGUCUAUGCUCAAGCUCCAAAGCACAUGGUACGGCGUGGGAUAUCGGUCCCGAGACGCGUUUGUUGCAAUUUGCUGCUUACACAUUUGAUGUGAGUUGUGCAGAUAAUUUCACCACCCUGCAGCGGGGAGGCUGUAUCUGCGUGCCGUCCGAGCAUGACCGCCUAAACAACUUGGCUGGAGCAAUAAACCACUUCCAGUGUAACUGGGCGUUCUUGACGCCUACGGUCGCCUCGCUACUGCCCGCCCACGGUAUUCCUAGCCUUCGAAAACUGGUGCUAGGUGGUGAAGCGAGCACAAGAGACACAAUAGCUAAGUGGCACAACGUGCUAGAUCUGAUCGUUUGCUACGGACCAGCUGAAUGCUCGGUCUACUGCUCUGGUGCCCCACCAGCUACGGCGACCAGUGACCCGGCCGACCUAGGAGAGGCAAUCGGUGCGCUUUACUGGAUUGCAGACCCUCAGGACUACAAUCGCCUUGUGCCUGUCGGCUGCACGGGCGAGCUACUGCUUGAAGGUCCGACCGUGGCCCGCGGUUAUCUACACGACAAGGAGAAGACGGCGAACGCCUUCAUUGCCAACCCUUCGUGGGCGACAGGUGGUUCCACGACGAAACCACGCCGCUUCUAUCGUACCGGCGAUCUUGUACGAUUUAAUGGAGACGGUACCAUCCACUUCGUUGGCCGGAAAGACACACAGGUCAAGGUCCGCGGUCAGAGAGUGGAGUUGGGUGAAAUCGAGCAUGCAAUUCGCCUACAGAUGCCCAGUCUCGCCCAUGUUACCGUUGACGCUGUACGCCAGGCCAGCCUCGAUGACCGACAAGUCGUGGUUGCAUACCUACACAUGACAACAGAGGGAGGCGCAGCCAAGGCUCUACCGCUAGAAGGCGAACUCAAGGAAGACCUACUGAAGCUGCAAAGUUCGUUGUCCGAGGCGCUGCCGAGCUACAUGCUUCCCAACCUCUUCAUCCCUAUGGCUCAUGUUCCGCUCACAAUGAACGGCAAGGCAGACCGCCGGCAACUCCGGGACCUGGCCUCGGGCAUGAGUCGCGAACAAGUCUUAGCAUACGGCCUGGAGUCAACGACGAAGCAGGCGCCUACCACCCCAAUGGAGCACGCUCUGCGCGACCUGUGGGCAUCAGCUCUAGGCGUCGACCCCGAGGCCAUCGGAAUCGAAGACCAAUUCUUCCGCGUCGGUGGCGAUUCGAUCUUAGCCAUGAAGCUCGUGGGCGUCGCUGGCGAGCAGGGAAUCCCACUAUCCGUGAGAGACUUCUUCAAAAGCCCUGUGCUGGCAGAGAUGGCGAAGGUCGUUGAAAGCCGGUCCAAGAUCGUAACAAAUGGUGCAGCACCAAAGUACGAACCGUUCUCGCUGUUUGCCGACGCACCUCCGACCAAGCUGGUCAAGCGCAUGGCGGCGCAGCUACAGACUCCCGAAGCCAAUAUAGCGGACAUCUUGCCUGCGACGGACUUCCAGCAGAACGCCGUGGCACACGCCCUGAUGAAGACCCGCGGUUUCCGCAACUAUCUGUGGCUGGAUGGUUACGGUGAACUGGAUGCUGCUGCUACGAAGAAAGCACUGGGUCAAUUUGUAGGACAGCACGAAAUCCUGCGCACGAUAUUCGGUAUCUAUCAUGAAAAGUUCGUGCAGGUCGUGUUGAAGAAGCUCGACUUUGCCGUAGAUAUACACGAAACAGACCAGGAGAUUGCAGCCUUCACCGAACAGAUCUGCCGAAAAGACUCUGCCAAACCCACGAAGGCGACCGAUCCGCUACUCAAGUUCUUCAUCAUCAAGGCCAGAGUCGAUGGCACGAGCAGCAGCUGCCACCGUAUCGUCAUGCGCAUCUCCCACGCUCAGUACGACGGCGUCUGCCUACCCAAGAUCUGGGCAUCACUCGCCAGCGCCCUUGCCAACGACGGCAGCAUCACCCCGAAUACCAGGCCCAUGGCGGCCUAUAUGUCUGCGCUCGCAUCUCAAAACCACAAUGAAGCCCUGCAGUACUGGCGCAGCCUGCUCGCCAACUCACACAUGACCCCCAUCGUUACCCACCCCAACAAACCAUCCUUCUGCAACGUAUACAACACCUUCGUGCGCCGCGUAGUCCCUACAUCCACCCUCUCCGCCCAGCACGGCAUCACCUUCGCCACAAUCCUCAAGGCCGCGUGGGCGCUCGUGCUCGCGUCCCUAUCGCACACUCCGGAUGUCACAUUCGGGCACGUCGUCUCAGGCCGCAAUCUCGACGCGGCCUUUGGUCCGGGCCUGGACAACGUAAUCGGUGGCUGCAUCAACAUUGUGCCUGUGCGCGUGGCAGCGCUCCGCACUGCAGAAUCUACCAUCCUGCAGCUCCUGCAGGCAGUCCAAGACCAGCACGCUGCAAGCCUCCCCUACGAGAGCGUCGGCAGCCGCACUAUCGUGCGCGAAGCCAGCCCCUGGCCGAAACAGACGCGCUUUAGCAGCGUGGUGCAGCAUCAGAAUAUCGAGGAAGACAGCACGGUGGCCGUGGGCGGCAGGCCGUAUGAGGUGGGCUUCUGGUGCCCUGAGGCCGACGAGGCGGAUCUGGCGGUUAAGACGACGCCGUUGAAGGAUGGGACGACGGAGGUAUUGAUGAUCUGCAGCGAUACGGCUGUGGGUGAGGAAGCGCGGGCGAAACUGAUGGAUAGGCUGUGUGAAUUGAUUGGUGUUGUAGGAGGGGAUGUGGAAGCCCGGGUUGGGGAUGUAUUGGAGCGGAGCCGCAAGAGCGAUGGUGGUGAGCGACUCUUGCCGUUGCCGGCGCCGCCACAGACCAGCAUCAAUGGCGCAGCGCAGCCGAUUACUCACUCCGCCGCCGCUGGUGCCAACAGCAACGGCAGCGUCGCUUCCCGCAUCCGCGGCUGGGAAGCGAUGCAGAAGCUGCAGCAGGAGCAGCAGCAGCAGCCAGCAGCCAACACCACGAGACAGGCCCUCGCGAGCGCGUGGCACGAAGUUCUACAGCUGCACAAGGAGGACACAUGUGCAACAGUGUCAGACGACGAAAGCGACUUCUUCGCCCUCGGAGGCGACCUUGUCGCGGCGGCAGUGCUGGCUGCGAAGCUGGCGGUGGAGGGCAUUGGGGAGAGGGAGGUUAGUGUGGAGGAGGUUAUUGAGGGGUCGAGGUUUGGGGAGAUGGUGAGGGUUCUGGGCGGGUGA
Molecule: messenger RNA, 18732 nt
Organism: Cyphellophora europaea CBS 101466
Lineage: Eukaryota; Fungi; Ascomycota; Eurotiomycetes; Chaetothyriales; Cyphellophoraceae
Exons: 1
Coding region: 1-18732 (6243 amino acids)
Biological process (GO): secondary metabolite biosynthetic process; amino acid activation for nonribosomal peptide biosynthetic process
Cellular component (GO): cytoplasm
Molecular function (GO): phosphopantetheine binding; catalytic activity
Source: RefSeq, a predicted model, not a curated record